CUGUGGUAACUAUUUACAACCGAGAAGUCUGGGUGGAGAUGAUGAUGGCGGAGUUGGUGCAGGGACAGGCCUCCGUUGCUCAGUCCGGAAUGAAAGCUGACGGCUUCGCCCACGCUUUACAUCGGGCCCGACAGAUGGCAGGAAAAAUGAGGAAUGAGCAGAUUUCUCACCUAAACAGUUCCCCCCCUAUUGUAGACCCCUCCAUGUAUGGCUAUGUGGACCAGAAGCGAUCGGUGGAAGACGGAGUAGGUAACCAGCUGGGAGCCAUGGUACAUCAAAGGGCUGUUUUGACAGAAGACUUCCAAGUGCCUGAUAGAAUGGUUGGAUUCAUCAUAGGCAGAGGAGGUGAACAAAUUACGAGAAUCCAGCUGGAGUCCGGGUGCAAGAUUCAAAUUGCCUCUGAGAGUGGCGGUAUGAUGGACAGAGCCUGCUCCCUCAAUGGAACCCCAGAGAGCAUUGACUGUUUGCUCUCCACCAGGCAGGCCAAAAGAAUGCUUGGGCAGAUUGUGGACCGCUGUCGAAACAGCCCUGGGUUCCACAGCGAGGCUGAGGACAACAGCUCAGUCCACGAGAUGCUCAUCCCAGCCAGCAAAGUGGGCCUAGUCAUCGGGAGGGGAGGGGACACCAUCAAGCAACUGCAGGAGAGAAUAGGAGUGAAGAUGAUGAUGAUCCAGGACGGCCCCAUGCCCACCGGGGUGGACAAACCCCUGAGAAUCACUGGGGAUCCCUACAAGGUCCAUCAAGCGCGGGAAUUGGUGAUAGAGAUCAUCCGCGACAAAUACCAGGGAGACUUGCACAGUGGCCGAAACGACUUUGGGUCAAGAUUGGGUGGAAGUACUUUGGAUGUGGCUGUACCCAGGUUUGCAGUGGGGAUUGUCAUCGGCAGGAGUGGUGAGAUGAUCAAGAAGAUCCAGGGAGAUUCCGGAGUGAGGAUCCAAUUCAAACCAGAUGAUGGCAUCAGCCCAGAGCGCAUCGCCCAAGUGAUGGGACAACCAGACAGGUGUCAGCACGCUGUCCAACUCAUCAACGAGCUCACCCAAACAGCACAGCAGGAACGUGAUGGCUUUGGAAGUUCUGGAGGACCAAGAGGAAGGGGACGAGGCCGCGGGGACUGGGUCAUGGGCUCACCAGGGGGACUGCAGGAGGUCACGUACACGAUACUUGCAGACAAGUGUGGUCUGGUGAUCGGCAAAGCGACCAUUGGAGAGCAGGCAAGAGGUGAGGCUGGAGGCGGAGAUACCAUCAAGAGCAUCAACCAGCAGUCUGGAGCCCACGUGGAGCUGCAGAGGAACCCCCCUCCCAACACUGACCCCAAUGUUCGCGUCUUCUCCAUCAGAGGCACCCCGCAACAGAUGGAGGUAGCAUGCCAGCUCAUUGACGACAAGAUCGGAGGCUCAGGAAUAGUGAGCAAUGGUAGUUUUGGGUUGAGCCCUUACACUCAAAGCCCUGCAACUCAUCAAAAUUGUGGCAGUGGAGCCCAGACUUUAAUGACAGGGGGAUGGGGGACGGCUUAUCAAACAUGGCAGCCUCAAGGCCAGCAAGACCACAGUCACAAUGGAUCCCAGGCAGGCCAGAUGGACUACUCUACAGCUUGGGAGCAGUAUUAUAAAAAGCUAGGUCAGACAUCUCAGCAGCAGAGCUCACUCCCAGAAUACAGUGCAGCUAUGGCAGAAUAUUACAGGCAGCAGGGAGCGUACCUCUGGCCGGGUGCACAGGCAGCCCAGGGCCCAGGUCUUCAGCCUUCUCAUGACUGCCAGUCAUCCUUUCCCAGUUGUCUCUACAUUCCUUCAAUGCAACCUGCUUUACAGUGGCAGUGAUUCUGAUUAUGCGCCACCAAUGUCUAGGUGUCCAUCCCCCUCUGAAGCUUGUUCAUCCAGCCGGACCCCUGCUGUCUCUGGCUCCACACCUACCCGGCCAUCUAGAGGUUUGAAGUCAGUGACAAAGAAGCAGAGUUGGGGAAGACAGAAACCUGCAGACAGAGGGUCGUUGGCACUCUGUGUUGGAACCAUUUCCACUAGUUUUUAGACCAAAAAGGCAGUCAGGACCUCAACUAGACAUGACUGCAAAGUACAGACCCCUUUCAACUUUUUCAACUGUUUUUCACCUCGUCAGUUGUUGAUUCCCUGGUGGCGAACACCAAUAAGUACGGGGCUAAGUAGCAGGCAGGAAAGAAAGAGGCAUGGAAUCCCAUUUCCAUGUCAGACCUUUUCUGAUUUCUUUCACUGGUCAUUUACAUGGGGCUGGUGAAGUUGAAAACUCUGAAGGACGACUGGAAAACGUCAGCUCUCUAUCAACUUCCUUUCCCCACCACUGCCAUGUCUUCUAAAAGGUUUCUGACUAUCUCACGGGCGCUUCACAUCAGUGACCCAGAAGUUGAUGGGGAGAAUGACGAGAGGCACAGCAAGGUUUGAUAGGCCCUGCAAAAUCAAACCUCUCUACCCCAGCAUCGUUGAGGCCUGCAAGACCUAUUUUCAGCCUGCCCAGAACCUGUCCAUCGAUGAGAGGAUGGUAGCCUCAGGCCCAAAUCAGCAUCAAACAAUACAUGCGUAACAAACUCACCAAAUGGGGUUUACAAACUGUUUGUUUUGGCUGAUUCUGUGUGUGCCUACACUUGCAAUUAUUUUGUUUAUGAGGGGAAAAACAGUUUUUCUACCGGUAAUGGACUGAGUUAUGAUUCUGUUAUGGAGUUAUUGGAUUUUCAACUGCUGGGGAAGAGCUACAAACUGUUUGUGGACAAUUUCUACACAAGCCCUACCCUGUUUACAGAGCUGAGGAAGCGGGAUGUGUGGGCUUGUGGCACCAUUCGGACCAACAGAGUGGGCUUUCCAAAAGCAAAGGUGAACGACAUGCCUAAGAUGGCCUACUCUUUGUAAAGUGGAUGGAUACCAGAGAGGUGGUCAUGUGCACAACUUUCCACAAAUCCUUCAGUGGUGAUCACGUCGUCAGGCAUGUGAAAGACGGUAGCGGGGCAUGGACCACAAAAAGUGUCCCCAUUCCAGCUGCGUGAAGGACUACAACAGGGGCAUGGGAGGUGUGAACCUGCCAGACGCACUGAUAGGAUACUACAAUGUUCUCCACAAUACCAUGAAAUGGUACAAGAAAUUUUUCUAUCAUUUCAUUGACAUUGCUGUGGUGAAUGCCUUCAUCCUCCAGAAGGAAAUGGCCAAGAGCUAUGGACAGCCCCCCAUCUCACAGCUAGCCUUCAGGGAGCUGCUCAUCCAGGAGCUUGCUAGCUACAGCAAGUCCACUGCAGCACCUUCUGUCCCCUCCACCUCUGUCCCUUCUGCUCCAACCAGUGGUGUUCACCUGCCCAGAUUAAUCUCUGCAGGCAUGAAUGUGCCUCAGGGCUAAAAUGGCACAGUAGGGAGACGUCGUUGUGCCCUUUAUCACAGGAAAUGCCCCAUCACCUGCACCACCUGUUCAGUAAGCCUCUGCUUUACAGCAGAAAGAGACUGCUAUGGGCCAUGGCAACAGUAGCACAAUAUUGUGUAGAGGACUGAGGGUCUUCACAAUAUUGUAAAUAGUUACCUUUUGUUAUUUUUAAUUUAUCUUUUUAAAUAUUUGUAUUUUUUCUGGGGGGAGGGCGUGUUAGAAAAUAAUUUAUAUAUUUUGUAUAUAGUUAUUUCCUUUCAAAAUGUAUCACUGUACCAAUUCGGCCACUUGUGUUCAUUUGGGUACAUUUGUGUGGGACACCUGGGUGACUUCGUGCUCAAUGUCAUGUAGCUCACUCAUUUUUGAAGUUAUAUGUCUAAAACUUUGCUCAGCUAUUGUUGCCAUCUUAUGUUCUUCAUUCAAAUCAUCCCCAGCAUCCUAUCUUUUGUUUGGCUGUUCUUGUUCAUUUGAAAGAUGAUGCAGCAACAAUAAAAAACAGAAAACUUGUUUA
Messenger RNA from Oncorhynchus tshawytscha (Chinook salmon), 3883 nucleotides. Its product is annotated as far upstream element-binding protein 3. The transcript is spliced from 20 exons. Gene Ontology annotation, molecular function: mRNA binding. Gene Ontology annotation, cellular component: nucleus; cytoplasm. Lineage: Eukaryota; Metazoa; Chordata; Actinopteri; Salmoniformes; Salmonidae. Bases 39 to 1817 code for a protein of 592 amino acids. Gene Ontology annotation, biological process: regulation of gene expression. The record is from RefSeq and is a predicted model, not a curated record.